UGUCACAGGGGCGUCUCCAUGGAGAUGUUUAGUAGUGCUGAGCGGCUCUGGAACGAGUCGGAGCGCCUCGGAUGGGACGAGCGGAACCAGAGCUCGGAGGGAACCGAGCAGGACAAUGGGGAGCAUAACUACUACGCCAUGCUGUAUUCCCUGCUCAUCCUGGCCAUCGUGUUCGGGAACGUGCUGGUGUGUCUGGCCGUGGUGAGGGAGCGCUCCCUUCAGACCACCACCAACUACCUGGUGGUCAGCCUGGCCGUGGCUGACCUGCUGGUGGCGCUGCUGGUGAUGCCCUGGGCCGUGUACCUGGAGGUGGUCGGCGGUGCCUGGCUUUUCAGCCGGCUCUACUGUAACAUCUUUGUCACGCUGGAUGUGAUGAUGUGCACCGCCAGUAUCCUCAACCUGUGUGCGAUCAGCAUUGACAGGUACACAGCUGUGGUGAUGCCCGUCCUGUACAACACUACCCAUCGCUCCAAGAAGAGAGUCUCUGUGAUGAUUUCCACUGUGUGGGUCCUGGCCUUCGCUGUGUCCUGUCCCCUGCUGUUUGGCUUCAACACCACAGAUGACCCCAUGGUUUGCUCCAUCUCCAACCCCGACUUUGUGAUCUACUCCUCAGUGGUGUCCUUCUACCUGCCCUUCAUCGUCACCCUGCUGGUCUACAUCCGCAUCUACGUCUUCCUCAGGAGGAGGCGGAAGAGGAUCGCAUUCGGCCAAGCCAGCAGAAAGAUCCAGCCGGGUUCCACCCCGCCAUCUGCUGAGACCUGUCUACAAGAAGAGACUCCCAAGGCGAGGCAAGACCUGUCACCUAUAAGGAUUAAAGUGCAGACUGUAGAGCCGUUGGCUCCCUCCAAGCCCAACCUGCUCUCACGAUGUCUGUGGCGCAACCACCCGAAGACGGGACCGGUGGAGAACUCAGGGCUGCCCCCGGUGGACACGCAGAACUACUGCAGCAUCAGCCACGCCUCCUGCGGCCGCACAGAGCUGGAUCUGGAGCGGGGGGAGCGGGAGGCGGAGGAAAACCACCAGGACGAACAGGCCUCGGUCCGGAUGAGGUGCGAGGUGAAGGAUCUCUCCAAUGGGCGAACGCACACGGCACUGCGGCAGCUCCCUCACCUGCACACCAACAAUUCACGAUUCAGGAGCAUGCACGCGCGGGAGAAAAAGGCCACGCAGAUGCUGGCCAUUGUGCUUGGCGUGUUCCUCAUCUGCUGGCUGCCUUUCUUUGUGACUCACAUCCUGAAUACCCACUGCAGGACAUGCUACGUGCCUCCUGCACUUUACGGUGCUUUCACUUGGCUGGGUUACGUCAACAGCGCCCUCAACCCCAUUAUCUACACCACCUUUAACAUCGAGUUCAGACGGGCCUUCAUCAAGAUCCUCAGCUGCUGAGGAAGGAGGCAGGAGAGGAAAAUUAAAAUGGAAAUGAGGCUGCGGACUCCUGCUAGAACUCUGGCCCGGUGCGUUUUGUAAUCCACGACCACGGACUGCUCAUGGUCAAGGAAGGCAGACUCACUUAGUGCCCAACAGGAGUUAUUCAGAGGCAGCGAGGCGAUGAAUGGAAAUUAAUUGACACCGUGUCACGCAAUAAUAAAUGUAAACAAAGGAGGAUUUAUGAUUUUCUGACUCAAACAAAGACUCAAGCUUAUCUUUCUCAACAUGGCUGGGACUUCAUUUGACCAGUAUUCCUCUUUAAAUAAGACUCCGUCCCAUGCAUA
This is a messenger RNA of Pleuronectes platessa (European plaice), 1712 nucleotides long. It is a transcript of the gene drd3, whose product is annotated as dopamine receptor D3. Gene Ontology annotation, biological process: adenylate cyclase-activating adrenergic receptor signaling pathway. Gene Ontology annotation, molecular function: dopamine neurotransmitter receptor activity, coupled via Gi/Go; G protein-coupled receptor activity. Gene Ontology annotation, cellular component: membrane. The coding region runs from base 19 to 1386 and encodes 455 amino acids. NCBI's taxonomy places the organism in Eukaryota, Metazoa, Chordata, Actinopteri, Pleuronectiformes, Pleuronectidae. The transcript has 7 exons. The record is from RefSeq and is a predicted model, not a curated record.